AUGGCGCCAGCGUCAUCCAAGGAAGCCGUCCUGAAUCUGGGUGCCAUGGCGGCCACAGUAGUCGCCUUGAAUUCCCUCUUCACCCGGAUGGCAGGCGGUGACUCCUACCUCUACGAUUUCUUUUGGCUCUUUGCGUGGCGCUACCUGCGCUUCUUCGUCAACUUCAUCGCCUUUUGGUGCUACUCCCCUUCACCAAAGCCCAAAGGUGAGCCCACCUACCUGCCGUCCCGGGACGUUACAGUGGUGAUCCCAACCGUCGACCCCAUGGGGGCGGCCUUCCUUGACUGCCUCACGUCUUGCGCGGCCAACCAGCCCGCCAAGAUUGUCAUCAUCACGGCCGGCGAGGAUCUCUACGCCAAGACCCUUGCCCAAGUGCGCAGGGUCAGGGACCAGUUCAAGGCCACGCAGUUUGGUGUUGACCGCACACAGGCUGCUAGCAAGCGUGCCCAAGUGGCUCAUGCUGUUCCCCACGUCGAGACCGACAUCACGGUGCUGCUCGAUGACCACGUCUUCUGGAAGCCGCAAUUCCUGGCUUCGGUUCUCUGCCCCUUUGAAAAACCCAACGUCGGCUUGGUCGGCACCAACAAAGUGGUGCGAAGGCUCGAGGGCCUGACUGUCUGGAGACGCAUCUGGAACAUGAUCGGCGCUACCUAUCUCUGCCGCCACAACUUCGAGAUUCGGGCAACAAACACCGUCGACGGCGGGGUCUUUGUCAUCUCUGGCCGGACCUGCGCCAUUCGCACCUGCAUCUUGAAGCACCCGGAAUUCCUCCGGGGAUACAACAACGAGAUGUUCUUCUUUGGCCUCCUCGGCCCCAUCAAGCCCGACGACGACAACUACAUCACCCGCUUUGUCGUCCGCCACGGCUGGGACAUCAAGAUCCAAUACACGGAUGAUUCCCUGAUGGAGACGGUCAUUGGCGUUGAAGACCCCUUGGUCAAGAAAUACCUUGGCCAAUGCAAGCGGUGGGCGAGAACAACCUGGCGAUCCAAUCCCUGCAGUCUUUUUACUGACCGCACCGUCUGGUCUAGACAGCCCUACUGCGUCUACGCAGUCUAUCUCACGUCGCUGACCAACUUCGCAGCCAUCAUCGACCCGCUGCUCAUCUACCUCUUCACGCACUCGUCGGCGUACGUCUCAGCCAAGUCCCUGGCUUGUCUGGUAGGCUGGAUUCUGCUAACCAAAGUCCCAAAGAUCUUUGCCUAUUUCCGCCAGCACCCGCAAGACAUCUGGCUGUUCCCGGUCUACGUCUUGUUUGCCUACUUCCACAGCUUCAUCAAGCUCUGGGCUCUGCUGACUUUCUAUGACUGCGGUUGGAGCGGGCGGCAGCUGAAUGACAUGAAGGUCAACCCUUGA
Molecule: messenger RNA, 1356 nt
Organism: Canariomyces notabilis
Lineage: Eukaryota; Fungi; Ascomycota; Sordariomycetes; Sordariales; Chaetomiaceae
Product: glycosyltransferase family 2 protein
Exons: 1
Coding region: 1-1356 (451 amino acids)
Source: RefSeq, a predicted model, not a curated record